GGCCCCAGGAGCUGUUCUAGAAACUUCUGGGGCCCUGCUUCUUCCCACGCCGCACGGCCUGAAGCUGAGAACGCUGCGUGGCAAGCGGGCCGCUGAGUUUCGGCCACUGGCGUUGGGCACUGCGGCGGCCUCGUCCCUACCCCCUGCUGGCUCUGGGGAAGUUUGUGCUGCUUCCUGUCUGGUUUCCUUGGGGAGAAACUGAAACGCAAAGGCUACAGCAUUUGCCCAUGAGGAAGGGCAAAGCCACAACUAGACCGAGAAUUCCCAGUUUACAGUCCUCUCUGAUAGUCCACAAGAACACCCAUCUUAUAAUUCCUAAUUGGAUUUUUGUCAGUUGCGGGAUCACCCCGCCCACCCCUGCGGCGCCAAAUACGUGCAGCGCAGGCGCGGGGAACUCUCGAAGGUAGCGGAAGGGACACGCUCGCUGGCCGCCCUGCACUGUGGGAAAUGUAGUCCUGGUGCCUUUCCUGCUGCGGUAGCUCUGUGAAGAGUGAGGGCCUCGAACUACUAUUCCCAGGACUCCUCGAGGUUUCCCAGGUUACUUUGCAGAGGUAUGGCGGGUAGUGAGUGAACGUAGGUACGGAAGGUAAUUAAAGCACUUUAAUUCGAGUAAAAAGAGCAUGGAAGGGAAGAGGAAGCGGACGCAGCUUCUUUCGUGAGCUAACGUUUUCGCCGAACACGCCGUGCAGAAUCACCCGUGUGAAUGUGUAGCCCUGAGUACACUCUGGCUGGUGUGUAUUGGGCAGUGAAGCUUUGCUCUUCGUAGUUGGCACCUUUCCAAAGCGGAGCAGUUUUCUGUGAUCAUGAUUUGUACUUUCUUACGAGCCGCACAGUGUGCGGAGAAGCUGCGCAGGUCGUCGGGGAAGCGGUUGUUCCCGCCACACUUGGUGCUUAACAAAGCUCGCCUGAAGACUGCGCCCAGCUUGAGCUGGGGUGUGCAAGAGCGAAAGAAAACGGUGCAACCCAAGUGUAUCCUUGGAGUCACCCGGAAAACCAUCUGGACGCAGGGGCAGAGCGCCCAGAGGGGAGGGGACGACAGCAGCAAACAAGUGUCUGUGCACGGUCAGGGACGGGAAACCGGCGUCUCGACGUCACAGAAAGUGAAAGAAGCUGGAAGAGAUUUUACCUAUUUGAUAGUGGUGCUUUUUGGAAUCAGCAUCACAGGUGGCUUGUUUUACACAAUUUUCAAAGAACUUUUUUCUUCAUCAAGCCCUAAUAAGAUCUAUGGGAAAGCCUUAGAAAAAUGCAGAUCACACCCUGAGGUCAUCAGUGUGUUCGGCGAGCCCGUGAAGGGCUACGGGGAGGCGACACGCCGCGGGCGGAGGCAGCAUGUCAGUUUUAUUGAAUAUGUAAAGGAUGGGCUGAAACACAUGCGCGUGAAGUUCUACAUCCAGGGCUCUGAGCCUGGGAAGCAAGGAACAGUGCAUCUUGAAGUGAAGGAGAACCCAGAAAGUGGCGAGUAUGAAUUUCGAUAUAUAUUUGUUGAACUUGAGCCCUACCCUAGAAGAACUAUUGUCAUUGAAGAUAAUCGAUCCUGAGGUGAUUGCGGAACCCUGGCAAGCACGGCUUCCGGGCAGAUGUGGCGUGGUGUGGACCCCCAGCCCUGCUCUUCCCUGCUCUUCCCUGCUCCUCCCGAGUCUGUAGAAUGAGAUAGGACAGAGUGUGUAGCGCAGAAAAGUGAAUGCAAGUGGGUAGUCAUUGCAUUUAAACACGGUGAACUGGAGGUUCUCUUGUAGAGGGCAAAAUCAUGAAGUAGAACAUAGUUUAUGCUAUCUCUGAAUCGAUCAUGGACGGUAUUUCUGCUCUAGUUAAUAUCCUCUUUCAUGAUAAGAAAUCUUAAUUAAAAAUUUUACACCAUGUAAAUAAGAGAAAAGAGUUGACUAUUUUAUGCUUUUAUGUUGUAUAACUGUAUAAAAUCUGUGAAAUAAAGUCAAAACUAACAAAAAGA
This is a messenger RNA of Leptonychotes weddellii (Weddell seal), 1948 nucleotides long. RefSeq names its product translocase of inner mitochondrial membrane 21 (gene TIMM21). The record is from RefSeq and is a predicted model, not a curated record. Gene Ontology annotation, cellular component: TIM23 mitochondrial import inner membrane translocase complex. Gene Ontology annotation, biological process: protein import into mitochondrial matrix. Lineage: Eukaryota; Metazoa; Chordata; Mammalia; Carnivora; Phocidae.